Molecule: messenger RNA, 1077 nt
Organism: Drosophila busckii
Lineage: Eukaryota; Metazoa; Arthropoda; Insecta; Diptera; Drosophilidae
Product: brain-specific homeobox protein
Biological process (GO): regulation of DNA-templated transcription
Molecular function (GO): DNA binding; DNA-binding transcription factor activity, RNA polymerase II-specific
Source: RefSeq, a predicted model, not a curated record
AUGGCGGCAACAUAUAGCAGUGGCGGAACAGCGACGGCAUUGGCGGCUCAAAGAGUUGCAGCCAUCAGUCCCAAUAACUCCAGUCACAGCCAUUCAGCGUCGCCAUAUGCUAGUGAGGAGUAUAUCAAGAACUUGCACACUCAACGUGCCCAUCAGCAACGUGCUGCUUCCCAAUAUGCACAUCCGGCCACCGAAGCAGCAAGCCAACAAAUAUUAACAGCAGCAGGACCUGUGCCCGCACCGCCCCCGCCAACAUCUGCGCCUCCAAGUGCCGGACAAGGCUCUGUGCUCUACCCGAGUGCAGCGUACAGUGAUCACGGCUUCCUGCAGAUGACCCUAGGCUAUUUGUCGCCCUCGUCGGGCACAUAUAAGUCUGUGGAUCCCUACUUUUUAUCCCAAGCCAGCCUGUUUGGAGGAGCGCCCUUCUUUGGUGCGCCAGGCUGUGUGCCCGAGCUGGCAUUGGGUUUAGGCAUGGGCGUCAAUGCGCUGCGUCAUUGGCGACGGCGCAAGGCGCGCACGGUGUUCAGCGACCCGCAGCUGUCUGGCUUGGAGAAACGUUUCGAGGCGCAGCGUUAUCUGUCGACGCCGGAGCGUGUGGAGCUGGCAACAGCGCUGGGAUUGAGCGAGACGCAGGUCAAGACUUGGUUUCAGAAUCGUCGAAUGAAGCAUAAGAAGCAGCUGCGUCGACGCGAUACUGCCAAUGAGCCCGUUGACUUCUCACGCACCGAACUGGGCAAGCAACAAAGCGAAGGCUCCUCCAACUCCGCCACAGAAGGCGCCAAGUCAAGCAAGCUGCGUGGGGCGGGCAGCUCAACGCCCAAUAGCCAGCAGUUGUCGAUGUGUUUUCUUCAGCAUGGCUACUCUACGGAUGAUUAUUCGGAUCUGGAGGCGGACAGCGAAGGGGAGGACAAUUCCAGUGAUGUGGAUAUUGUGGGCGACAGCAAGUUAUAUCAACUAACAUAGGCGUCCAAGGCAAAGGCAAACAAAAGUAGCAAUAAAGUUUAAAUAUAAAGACAGCAAAUACGCAUAAAGUUUAAGUAACAAUAUUUAACCUUUUUUGUUGUUUUUUAUUGUUUU